GGAAUAGCAAGUUGUAAUUAAACGCCUCAGAUCCUGAGAGUUUUUACUGAGGGAAAAGAUAACCCAUAGUCUAUUCAACUCGCUUCCUGGUGCAGUUCACUGCAACCUGUGAUGACAGGUUUUUGUAUAAUGUCUGCUGACAGUAACACAUUUGAAAGCGUAAAAGCUGUUAUCUUGUCAGCUCAUAAAAGCACCACAUCAGAAGAGAAGGUCAGCUUCUACAACCGCUGGGCAGAAAACUACGAUCAGUUGCUACAUGUGAAAGACAUUUCCUCAGAUGUGGCCGUUUUGGAUUACCGUGCACCAAGUCUGGCAGCAGACUGCAUCUCGUCCCAUUUCAGCAACGUGCGAGAGGCAGCCGUCGUGCUGGAUGUGGCAUGUGGUACCGGACUGGUGGCCAAACACAUGAGAAAACUCGGGUUUGAACAUUUUGUGGGUGUGGAUGGAAGCGAGGCCAUGCUGGGCAGGGCGAGAGAGAGCGGCUUGUACCAGGACUUGAAGCAGUGCAUGCUGGGAGAGGAGCCUCUCCCUGUACAGUGGGGCAGCUUUGAUGUGGUUGUAAUUGUUGGAGCGUUAAGUUCUGGUCAGGUCCCUAUUGGUAUCGCCAGACACUUGUGCAGUGCCACCAAACCAGGUGGCUCCAUUUGCAUGACAACCAGAAGUAACCAGGAUAACUUGGAGUACAAAGCUGCCCUUGACAGCGAGCUGAGGAAGAUGGAGGAAGAGGAGCUCUGGACUUGUUUAGAGGUCACCGAGGUCAAAGACUGGGAGAGGGCUGUAUCAGAGAAGGAGGACGGCUACAUAUCUGGAGUUGUGUACCUCUAUAAGAAACUGUAACGCAUUAUUUUGAAUUGUUAUGAGUUGCAUGAUGCAGUUGGUAUCACUGUUGCCUUGCAGGAUGAAGGUUGUGGGUUCAAAUCCCAGGUUAGGAUCUUUCUGCAUGGAGUUUCUCACUGUGCUUGCAUCCGUUCUGUCGGGGUACUCUGGCUUCCUCCAACGGUCCAAAAACAUGGACCGUUGUAUCUUUAAAUUGUCCUGAGAGGUGUGCAUGUUUUUCCUGGUGACCCGUCCAGGGUGCAACCCGAAUGUCGCCCAAAAACAGCUGAAAAUAUCCAGCAAAGGAUGAGCAGGUAAACACUAUGACUGGUAUAUUAUUUUACUAAAGGAUCUCUUAAGACUUGAAUAAAAUAUAAUUAUACUGUUUAUAUAUUAUUAAAUUGUACUUUUUAACUUUUGUAACUUUUAAAUAUAAAAUUUUUGAAUAUUUAAAUAAUAUUUAAGUGUAAAUAUUUUUUAAUAUUGAAAACUAUUCACAUCCUACAACAGGUACAUGAGGAUGAUCGACAGCACUAAGAUCCUCCUCCUGGCUCUGAUUGAUUGUUUCUGACCGAGCGGUUCACUUUUGCAGAUUGCAAUAGCAACACUGGGAGGUGGCAGAUUAGCUUGAUUUAUUUCACAGAUUACUGUACCUGUAAAUAUUAAGCUUUAAUAUAAUUAAAGUAGUGGGGGUUUUUUGUUUUGUUUGUUUUUUUGAUGUAUCAACAAUCUGUGAAGCCAAAACUUUUUUUUUUUAAAUCCGGGAGAGACCAAAAUGUUUCCCAUCCACCAGGUGUCACUGUUUCAUCACCUUUUUAUAGAAAUGGUUCUCCAGUGCGUCACUGUACAAGCAAUGUUUGGCUAAACCUCAAAGCCCUGAGGCGUGACCACAUCCAAGCUUUACCAAACACAUAAAGCAGAUUUUUUUAAAGAAUUAAGUUAAUAAAUACAAAUAAAUAAUGCAAAGAUAAA
This is a messenger RNA of Xiphophorus hellerii (green swordtail), 1788 nucleotides long. RefSeq names its product methyltransferase like 27 (gene mettl27). The transcript has 7 exons. Bases 112 to 837 code for a protein of 241 amino acids. The record is from RefSeq and is a predicted model, not a curated record. Lineage: Eukaryota; Metazoa; Chordata; Actinopteri; Cyprinodontiformes; Poeciliidae.